AUGGACAGUGGAGAGUCUAAUGGAGAGCCUUCGGCCGACUUGUUCAAGGCCACAGCUGCGCUGAUCCUUUUCUCGAUAGCGCUGGUCGGAGGUCUCCUGCCUCAGCGUCUGCAAAAUGUCGGCAAGAAGGUCGUGUCGUGCCUCAACAUGGCAGCGGGCGGAGUCUUCUUUGCUUCGGCGAUGGUGCAUAUGUUGCCCGAGAGCAGCGAGACGCUGAACGACGCUUGGGGGGACGUGUUUCCAUGGGGCGGCUACUUUUGCGCCUUCGGGUUCCUUUUGAUUCUUUGCAUAGACCAAGCGGUGUCGAUAUCCCACGCAAGACGCAGGAAGGGGAGAAAGGGGGGCCACAGCCUGGUGCCCACGGAGCCACCAAGCGUGGAUGACCUGAACAGGUUCGGCCAAAGACGGGGAAUAAACGGCGGGAGCCAUCGGAACACCGACUCAGAAGACCUGGCAGAGCUCGAGAUGGCCGCUAUUUCGCCGAAGGCUCUUCUGGGUUCCUCCGCCAUGGGCGAUUCGCAUGAGGCGGUGGUGCGAGGGGGGGGCACCAACGGUGACCGUAACGGUAAUGGCGGCGAGGCAGGGGGAGCCAGUGGUAGUAAAGGGGGUGGGGGGGCAGGAAGCAACGGGGGCGGAGCGUGUCCACAGCAGGGGUUGAUCUCGUCGCCGUCGUCGACUGACUCACACGGAGACGAGGACUGCGCGGAUCAUCAUCACCAUGGGGGGCACGCGCAUGCGCACGGGCUGGGGGGGGAGGGGGACGGAGUGUGGGUGCGCCUGGCUCUGCUGUUGGCGUUGUCGGUGCACUCGGUGAUGGAAGGGCUGGGAGUCGGCGCUAAGACCACGAAGGCUUACAACUUGCUCUUCGCGAUCGGAGUCCACAAGGGACUCGCGGCGUACGCGCUAGGCGCCUCCCUGCUCCAGAGCGGCGUCUACGGAAAGCAGGUCACCCUGUUCGUCAUCGCCUUCUCCGCCAUGACCCCCCUGGGCAUCCUCCUGGGCGCCCUCAUCGAAAAGGACGGCGAGGAUGACUCGGGCGGUGCCGUGUGCGUAGCGCUGGCGGCGGGAACUUUCCUGUAUGUUUCCUUGAUGGAGGUUCUCCCGCCGGAGCUCGCUUCUACGGAGAACGGGUGGAGCAAGAUGGGGUCCCUGGUGCUGGGAUUCGUGGUCUCGGCAGGGGUGGGGUGGCUCGUGGGGUGAUCCGGUUUGGUUCGGUCUGCGGUACGGUUUCUUUUCGGUGGUCUGUAGUCUGUUGGGGUGAUGUGAGCGAGCUCUACAAGAGGUUGCCUAGAGAAAAGGAUGGGUGGGACGCGGUUAUCGCAUCGCCGUCUUUGAAAAUGAUUGCCCCUCGAGGUUUUUCGACCAAUGAGAAAACUGCGUGCCACCCUUUCAGUGGCCAGGUAGAUGUGCUCACGGGAAGACCGCUUUAUUUCCGUACAGCAGUAAAGGUGUUUUUUUGGCGAAUGUACACGUAUUACAGUUACAUUCGUGGAACGGACGGCGGGGACAACGGGCAGGAGUCGGAUAGGGUAGGCGUGAUUUUGGUUCAAGCGGGGGGUUAUAUGCCGUUUGGGGAACGCGGCUUGUGCAUGGGAAGUCAGGACUCAUCAGUGCGCCUAGAUAAUGCUGCUUUGAGAACCUAGAUUUAAAAAUGUGACGUCUGCCUUGUACUCGCCCCUUCGGCGGUCUUAGUCUUCUUGUUGUCAACGUCUUAGCCGACCCUAAGGGGCGGGAGGCGCAGUCGUAUUCUUGUGGUUUUAACAACACCUCAACUGAGAUACACCUGUGACAGAGUUUUAGCCUGGGAGGAAUUGCGCCUGGAGCAGAUGAUAGCACGCAACUUACACCCACGCUUGCGGUCGUGCGAACUGUCGUAGCAACAUGUUGAUUAAUUUUUGUGCUUGGGUUUUCGUUUGCAUGGUGCCCGUCCACUUAGAGAGUGCAGGCCGUGUAGUAUUUUGUCGCUACGUAGUUGGCGCCAUACCCUGUUGAGUUUGGGCGCCACCACCCACCCUCCAGGCUACAGGUUGCCACACUUUCUACUACUACUAUUCGUUGUUUGUCGAUAUGUCUACAUACCAUGGCAAGUGGUUAGCGCGGAAUCGCGACACCCCGUUUGCAGACGGUUUUUGCUACUUGUACCCCCCCCCCCCCUCCAUCCCCUUCUUUUGACGUUUGGUGGUGUAGCGGAUGUUCCCGAUCAUGCGGCGCCUUGGGGGGAUAAGGUGGACCGGGGGGUUUGGCACGGAUGUCGAGACGAAGUGCGGAGGACAGUGAGUCGCGAUAAACGUGCGUAUUUUUUGUGUGUGGUUUCAGUCGUAGUGUGGGUUCUUCCUGUUGUUGUUGCUGGUGUCCUUGUUACUGCUGCUGUUGUUAACUACUUGAUUGUCGUCGCACGCAUUACAAAACUUUUCCGAUCUCUG
This is a messenger RNA of Ectocarpus siliculosus, 2423 nucleotides long. The record is from the annotation of a GenBank genome assembly. Lineage: Eukaryota; Phaeophyceae; Ectocarpales; Ectocarpaceae.